CUCUUUUUUAAAGGGAGGGGGUCAUCGUCGGACCUGCUCUUCUCCGGCCGGUGGGGAAAGGAAGCAGACUGUGUUCCUCCUUGACACCUUGCGUUAGGGACAACGUUGAACCUCUCGAGUGUGUUUUCUCCCCUUCUGCUUAAGGCUCUGAGGAGAGGCGUUGUUGUGACCACCGGGUGAUAGCCAUGAAGUGGGGCUGGGUGUUUUUGGGGGUCUUCCUAUCUCUGGGGACCCUGUCCUGGGGGGAGAAGGGCUUGGAGGUCCCCGAGUACGAUGGCAAAGACCGUGUCCACGAACUGAACACCAAGAACUACAAGUCCAUCAUGAAGAAGUACGACGUGAUGGUGAUCUACUACCACAAAAACGUGGAUGGGAACCGCGCUGCCCUGAAGCAGUUUCAGAUUGAGGAGCUGGCUUUGGAGCUCGCAGCCCAAGUCCUGGGCGACUUCGACGACGAGGACAUUGGGUUCGGCCUGGUGGACGAAAAGAAGGACUCCGCUGUAGCCAAGAAGCUUGGUCUGGAUGAGGUGGAGAGCAUCUACAUAUUUGCCGACAAUGAGAUCAUUGAGUACGACGGAGAACUGGCGGCCGACACGUUGGUGGAGUUCCUCUACGAUGUGGUCGAGGAUCCCGUGGAGAUCAUCGACAACGAGCGCGAGCUCAAGGGUUUCCACCACAUGGACGAGGUCAUCAAGCUGGUCGGCUAUUUCAGGAGCGAGAAGUCCGCACACUUCAUCGAGUACGACGAUGCCGCCGAAGAGUUCCACCCCUUUGUCAAAUUCUUUGCCACGUUUGACCCCAAGAUCGCCAAGAAGCUGAAGCUGAAGAUGAACGAAGUGGACUUCUAUGAGCCCUUCAUGGAGGAGCCCGUCACCAUUCCAGGGAAGCCCUACGUGGAGUCUGAGCUUAUUGACUACAUCGAGGAGCAUGACAGGCCUACACUGAGGAAGCUGGAGCCCCACAGCAUGUAUGAGAUCUGGGAGGAUGACAUUGACGGAGAGCACAUUGUGGCCUUUGCUGAGGAAGAUGAUCCAGACGGUUACGAAUUCCUGGAAAUCCUGAAGGAGGUGGCCCGCGAGAACACAGACAACCCCAACCUCAGCAUCAUCUGGAUCGACCCCGACAACUUCCCCCUGCUGGUGCCGUACUGGGAGAAGACCUUCGGCAUCGACCUCUCUUCCCCUCACAUCGGGGUGGUUGACAUUGCGGACGCCGACAGCGUGUGGAUGGAAAUGGACGACCAAGACGACAUGCCGACGGCCGACGAGCUGGAGCGCUGGGUGGAGGACGUCCUCUCCGGAAAGAUUGACCCGGAUGACGAUGACGAAGAGGACGAGGAUGACGACGACGAUGAUGACGAGGAUGAUGACGACGAUGACGAGGACGAUGAUGACGAUGAUGAUGACGACGACGACGACGAUGACGAUGACGAUGGCGACGAUGAUGAUGAUGAUGAUGAUGAUGACGAUGAUGACGAUGAUGAUGAUGACGACGAUGACGACGAUGAUGAAUAAAUCUUUACCACCAUCUCGCACUUCCCUCCGAUUUAGCCAGAAAUGGAUGAACCCAAAAGUCCAUCUUUUUUUUCUAACCAGCUCGCUUCCUGUACGGCUUCCUGUGAGGGACAAACACGUCGACCCACUUGUUGUUGUAUUUGGAUAUGUGUAAUCUCACCGAGCAUGUGAGCACAGAGGCUAACGGAGGGGCUAACCUGUCGUUUUCUACCCGAUGUCACAGACCGGUGUCUCCCCCUCCAACACCCCCCACACCCCUCCUUUUUUCUGUUUUCAUGACUUGUUUUCUACUUGAUGAAGAGAACAAACAGAAACGUUAUCUUACCUUUUAAAAGAGAAUGAACCUAAAAUCACUGGAAAGUCUUAAGAUUAUUACAAUCUUAGAAAGGAAUUGGAAUACUGGAAACAAAAAACAAUAAGGUACAAAUGAAUUUGUUUUUGCUUUCAUAUUAAAAAAGAAAGAUAUUUUCCAACCAA
Pungitius pungitius (ninespine stickleback) is the source of this 1991-nucleotide messenger RNA. RefSeq names its product calsequestrin 1b (gene casq1b). Gene Ontology annotation, cellular component: Z disc; sarcoplasmic reticulum lumen. The transcript is spliced from 11 exons. Gene Ontology annotation, molecular function: calcium ion binding. Bases 186 to 1514 code for a protein of 442 amino acids. The record is from RefSeq and is a predicted model, not a curated record. Gene Ontology annotation, biological process: regulation of skeletal muscle contraction by regulation of release of sequestered calcium ion. Lineage: Eukaryota; Metazoa; Chordata; Actinopteri; Perciformes; Gasterosteidae.